GGCAGUUGAAUCGGGGUGUGUCUAGGAAUCAGAAGCCAUAGUCCUGCAGGUCUUUGGAGCAUCUACUUCCACUGCGCUUCGGUGGUGCUGAGAUGUUUGGGUUCCUGCUACUGCUCUCUCUUCCCUUCAUCCUGUACUUAGUCACGCCAAAAAUCAGGAAAAUGCUAUCCAGUGGGGUGUGCACAUCUAAUGUCCAGCUUUCCGGGAAGGUAGCCAUAGUCACCGGUGCUAACACAGGCAUCGGGAAGGAGACAGCUAAAGACCUGGCCCAAAGAGGAGCCCGUGUGUAUUUAGCUUGCCGGGAUGUGCAAAAGGGGCAACUGGUGGCUAGUGAGAUCCAGGGCAUCACAGGGAACAGUCAGGUCCUGGUACGGAAACUGGACCUAGCUGAUACCAAGUCCAUCCGAGCCUUUGCCAAAGACUUCUUGGCUGAGGAAAAGCAUCUGCACAUUCUAAUCAACAAUGCGGGCGUGAUGAUGUGCCCCUACUCGAAGACUGCAGAUGGCUUUGAGAUGCACAUUGGAGUCAACCACCUGGGUCACUUCCUCUUGACCCACUUGCUGUUAGAAAAGCUGAAGGAAUCUGCCCCGUCAAGGGUAGUCAACGUGUCUUCUUUGGCACACCAUCUGGGAAGGAUCCACUUCCAUAACCUGCAGGGUGAGAAGUUCUACAGUGCAGGUCUUGCUUACUGCCACAGCAAACUAGCCAACAUUCUCUUCACUAAGGAGCUGGCCAGGAGGCUGAAAGGCUCUAGAGUGACAGCAUAUUCUGUCCACCCUGGCACAGUCCAUUCUGAGUUGAUUCGACACUCAUCGUUUAUGAGAUGGAUUUGGCAGCUCUUCUUCUUUUUCAUCAAGACCCCUCAACAGGGAGCGCAGACGAGCCUGUACUGUGCUGUAACAGAAGGUCUCGAGAGCCUCAGUGGCAGGCAUUUCAGUGAUUGCCAAUUGGCACGUGUCUCUAGCCAAGCUUGCAAUGAGACAAUAGCCAGGCGGCUGUGGGAUGUCAGCUGUGACCUGCUGGGCCUCCCAGUGGAUUGCAUUUCUAGUGGUAUCACCGACUAAGACAGAGGACCUUCAUGUGACCUACACAGCUCCUAUUUUCCUUUGGAAGCUGCUCCUACCUAGGAGCACAGAAGUCCUAAGAAGACUGGUGCAUGGCAAUGUGCGUUAGAUGGAGCUCCUCCCAACCAACCAUCCUGUCCUAGAAGAACUCCACUGUAGCCUCAGCCAGACCUCAGAAGUCCAGUGACCUGGCUCAAGGGCAGGUCUCUGUGGUCCUAACAUCUGGAUACUUAAGAGAAAUUUUUACUAAAUCUGGCAGUCUGAAGCUUUUGCUACUGAAACACUUUUCUAUGUCCAGACCACAGAAGAGCUUCCUUCUCUAAGAAGUUUGUGGAAUUUGAAGGGCAAAGAUAAAAAUAAAGCCAAACUCUCAUCUUCCUGCUAUUUCUCAGCCUAGUAAAGGAGGUGAUGAAAGGAGUGUUAUGAUUGGUGACUGGGGUCAGUUACUGACCUAACCCACCGAGGCCUCCUUGUUGUGCCUUAGUUUCUCUUAGGAAACUAGAAAAGGACUUCUCCUUGUCAUUGUGUCCAUUUUGUGUGUUGUCUUGUGUGUUUAUGCAGUUUGGUGUGUUUCCACAAAAUUCACAGUAGCCACAAAGGAAAAAUUCUUAACCAGAUUGUACUGUAGACAAAUUGCCAGAGAUGGAAUAAAUCACAGUGGAGUCUUUGAGUACGG
This is a messenger RNA of Arvicanthis niloticus (Nile rat), 1740 nucleotides long. The record is from RefSeq and is a predicted model, not a curated record. NCBI's taxonomy places the organism in Eukaryota, Metazoa, Chordata, Mammalia, Rodentia, Muridae.